Messenger RNA from Musa acuminata AAA Group (dessert banana), 1479 nucleotides. RefSeq names its product fructose-bisphosphate aldolase 1, chloroplastic. The record is from RefSeq and is a predicted model, not a curated record. Gene Ontology annotation, molecular function: fructose-bisphosphate aldolase activity. Gene Ontology annotation, cellular component: cytosol. NCBI's taxonomy places the organism in Eukaryota, Viridiplantae, Streptophyta, Magnoliopsida, Zingiberales, Musaceae. The transcript has 6 exons. The coding region runs from base 47 to 1222 and encodes 391 amino acids. Gene Ontology annotation, biological process: glycolytic process; fructose 1,6-bisphosphate metabolic process.
GAAUGAUCCGAAGAGGGAAGAGAGGAACGAAGGGGGAGAGAGGGAGAUGUCGUCGUUGAAGCUAAUCGCUCCGUCAAGCCAAUGGAUUGCCGGGGAGAGGCCUCUCUGCCAGCGGAGGUGCGUCCUUAAGGCGCCGUCCCGGCGGGUCGCCGCAGGGCCGAUCAUGGCUGGAUCGUACACCGACGAGCUCGUCCAGACCGCCAAAUCUAUUGCUUCCCCUGGACGUGGAAUUCUUGCAAUUGAUGAAUCAAAUGCUACCUGUGGCAAGCGGCUUGCAUCGAUUGGUCUGGAGAAUACAGAAACAAAUCGCCAAGCAUAUAGACAGCUUUUGUUGACCACACCUAGUUUGGGUGAAUAUAUUUCUGGAGCCAUUCUCUUUGAGGAAACGCUAUAUCAGUCGACCACAGAUGGGAAGAAGUUUGUGGAUUGCCUGCGUGAAGAAAAAAUAAUGCCUGGUAUUAAGGUUGAUAAGGGCUUGGUCCCAUUACCUGGAUCAAACAAUGAAUCUUGGUGCCAAGGCUUGGAUGGAUUGGCCUCAAGAUGUGCUGAGUAUUACAAGCAAGGAGCACGUUUUGCUAAAUGGAGGACGGUUGUCAGCAUUCCUUGUGGUCCUUCUGCCCUAGCUGUCAAGGAGGCUGCAUGGGGCCUUGCUCGUUAUGCCGCUAUUGCUCAGGAUAAUGGUCUUGUCCCUAUAGUGGAGCCUGAGAUUCUCCUUGAUGGUGACCAUCCAAUUGAAAGAACACUUGAAGUGGCAGAGAAAGUUUGGGCGGAGGUGUUUUACUACCUAGCUGAGAAUAAUGUGGUGUUUGAGGGCAUCCUGCUAAAACCCAGUAUGGUGACCCCAGGUGCCGAGCACAAGGCAAGGGCAUCACCGGAGACCAUUGCAAAAUAUACACUCAAGAUGCUUAACCGGAGGGUACCACCUGCAGUUCCUGGAAUAAUGUUUCUCUCAGGAGGGCAGUCUGAAAUGGAGGCAACCCUCAAUCUGAAUGCGAUGAACCAAGGCCCCAACCCAUGGCAUGUUUCAUUCUCUUAUGCCCGUGCCCUUCAGAACUCUGUUUUGAAGACUUGGCAGGGGCGUCCAGAGAAUGUUGAAGCUGCACAGAAGGCACUCUUGGUUCGUGCAAAGGCUAAUUCCCUUGCUCAGCUCGGGCGGUACUCAGCUGAGGGGGAGCGUGACGAAGCCAAGGCAGGAAUGUUUCAGAAGGGCUAUACUUACUAAGGGAGGCAGCUAUCUCUAUUGGGUUUCCAAAUUUUCCUCUGUUGGCUUUCGAACCAAUACAAGCAUGUAUUAUGUAGUUUAAGAAUCCAUGUGGUUAGAAACAACUUUCAGGAGGAGCAGAAUAAGCACUACUAAGACUGCAAUCUGUGCUGUAGUCGUGAGUGUCAGUAAGGUGCCGUAUGAGUAUGACUAUUUGUUUACAUGAACAAGCAUUUUGAAUCAUUUCUCACUUCAUCAAUGGCAGCAUAAUUCCUGGA